AUGUGGGAUUUUGACUGUGACGACUCUAAAGAUGACGAUUUGGACGACGAGGCCAUGAAAGAACCCACGUGGGUUUGUUUUGGAGACAACUUGGCCACCGCGAAGGGUCUGGCUCGGUUGGACUGGACGCAGGUAGUAGAUCUUCGCUAG
Messenger RNA from Phytophthora nicotianae INRA-310, 150 nucleotides. RefSeq lists its product as hypothetical. NCBI's taxonomy places the organism in Eukaryota, Oomycota, Peronosporomycetes, Peronosporales, Peronosporaceae. Bases 1 to 150 code for a protein of 49 amino acids. The transcript has a single exon. The record is from RefSeq and is a predicted model, not a curated record.